AUGGAGUCGUUGUGGAACUCCUCCCAGUCUCCUCCACAGACCAACAUUUCGGCUUCCGUUCUGGCAGAAGGCUGGGAUGUGUCCCAGUCUCUUGCUCUGGUAGCCAUGCUGCUGAUGGAUCUGGUGGCAGUGGUGGGGAACAUUGCUGUCAUGGCAGUGAUUGCCAAAGCCCCACAGCUCCAUAAGUUUGCCUUUGUCUUUCACCUGUGCUUGGUGGACCUUCUAGCAGCACUGGUGCUCAUGCCUCUGGGCAUGCUGUCGAGUCGGCCCUUUUUUGGAGAGGCUCUUUGCCGGAGCUACCUCUUUCUCAGUGUGUGCCUGGUCAGCGCUGCCAUUCUGUCCAUCUCCGUCAUCAACGUGGAGCGUUACUACUACAUAAUACACCCCAUGCGCUAUGAGGUGAAGAUGACAAUGGGUCUAGUGGCCUCUGUGCUGGUGGGCAUCUGGGUAAAGGCCCUAGUCAUGUCUGCGCUGCCGCUCAUUGCCUGGUUCAUCCAAGGAGGGAAAGCUCCUCUGCUAGAGAGUUCCAGUGUGGGAGCAGGAGCUGGUGGUCCUGUCCCUUCAGCCUCGUCUCAAGGCCACAGGCGAUGCUCGCUGCACUGGUCAGGAGGGGGACCAAACCGCUUGGCCUUCAUGGUUCUAUUUACACUUGUUUACUUCCUGUGUCCAAUUCUUGUCAUUCUUGUUGUUUACUGCAAUAUGUUCAAAGUGGCACGGGUUGCGGCGAUGCAUCAUGGGCCUUUGCCUACCUGGAUGGACACGCCUCGUCGUCAGCGUUCAGAGUCCAUGAGCAGUCGUUCCACUAUGGUCACUAGCUCUGGCACAGGGACAGGCAGGGCCACUCCUCAGCGACCUUUUGGAGGGGGGAAGGCAGCAGCAGUCCUGGCUGCUGUAGGGGGUCAGUUUCUAUGCUGUUGGCUGCCAUAUUUUUCCUUCCACCUGUACUCUGCUCUUGCCUCCAGCCCCCCAGCUGCCCUUGCCUCACUGGAGGAGACUGUCACCUGGAUCGGCUACUUCUGUUUUACAUCAAACCCCUUCUUCUACGGAUGCCUCAACAGGCAGAUCAGGGAGGAGCUGGGGAAGCACAUGCCCUGUCUGUUUCGCCGCAGUGGGAUAGAGGUGGAGGAGAGGCUUCCCAGUCGGGAUGGAUCCAUAGAAGAGAACUUCCUCCAGUUUCUUCAGGGCACUGGCUGUAACUUGGACCCUCAGAACUCCCACAGCACCUCGAGCCCCAAAGGAGAUAUCCGCUGUGCUGAGGCUCAAGCCCCUCCCUCUGAGCCUCCGCAGCCAAUCCCUGUUGAUUUUCGUAUUCCUGGGCAAAUUGCGGAGGAGCCAUCUGAGUUUACUGAGAGUGGACAAAUGUCUCUGUUGGAGCAACAUGACAAUACGCUCAAGGCCCUCAUGGAACACAUGAAGGAGUUUUCUAUCAGCCUGGCAAGCCUGAGGACUCAAGUAAUCAACACAACGGCCACUGAUAAUAUUUCUGCUCCUUCUGCUGCCCCAUCGCUAGUCCUGCCUCCUCCUACCAGAGAUGUUUUUGUUCCUCCACCGGCACCGUACCACGGCGACCUGGGGUCAUACCUCCGUUCCGCACCGCCUGACCCCAGCCCAGCACCGCCUGACCCCAGCUCUGCACCCAGCCCUGCCCCGCCUGGUCCCAGCCCCAUUCCCGGCUCUCCUGUGUUUUGA
Molecule: messenger RNA, 1689 nt
Organism: Knipowitschia caucasica
Lineage: Eukaryota; Metazoa; Chordata; Actinopteri; Gobiiformes; Gobiidae
Source: the annotation of a GenBank genome assembly